GCAUGUAAUUUACUUUGAAGGGAAAAGGGAACUGAGAGAGCCCCCAGGCACUCAAGUAGGAGGGACAGUGGGCAGAGGUUGCCAAGCCCUGGCUGCCACUUGUCAGUUUCCUUGUGUUAGACAUGCAUAAUCUGUAUACCAGCGCUGGGUACCCGGACCCACCAGGGACCAUGGAGGAGGAGGAGGAUGAGGAGGAUGAUGACUAUGAGAACAUGGCGCCUCCCUACAAGGACCUUCCUCCCAAGCCAGGGACCAUGGAGGAGGAGGAGGAGGAUGACUAUGAGAACUCAGCACCUCCCUACAAGGACCUUCCUCCCAAGCCAGGUUCAAUUGCUCCACCACGACCUCCACGGGCAGAAAAGAAAACAGAGAAACCCCCACUUCCUUGCAAGCCCCGGAAGACGACAGGACUGGACCUCGCCGCUGUCACCUGCAUACCUCCUCAACUGGAUGAGCAGUGGGAAGACCCUUCAAGAAGCCUAAGAGCUGUGGAUCUGGAGCCUUCUCCAUUGCAACCACCCCUGGCCGCAGCUCCAGCGCGCUGGCUCAGUCAGACAUCUGGAGGUCCUGGGUGUUGCCAGAAGAGGCUGAUAGUGUGUCUGUGUCUGCUGGUGGCGACUUCCCUGAUCCUGAGCUGCUUUGGUCUCAUUUUGACCCUGACGAAGUACGAGGAGUUGGUGAAAGAACUGAGAAUGUUAAGCUUUCAGCAGAUGAUGUGGCGAGCAAAUGUGACUGGCAUGGCAGGGCUAGCUGGCCUGAAGCAUGACAUUGACCGUGUAAGAGCUGACACCAACCAGUCCCUGGUGGAACUUUGGGGCUUAUUAGACUGCUCCCGAGUUACCUGUCCUGAAGGUUGGCUCCCCUUUGAGAGCAAGUGUUACUACUUCUCCCCAACCACGAAGUCAUGGGAUGGAGCCCGGAUGUUCUGCCAGGAGAAUUACUCACACUUGGUCAUCAUCAAUAGUUUUGCUGAGCACAAUUUUGUGGCCAAAGCUCACGGCUCUCCACGGGUAUACUGGCUGGGGCUGAAUGACAGGGAACAAGAAGGGAACUGGAGGUGGCUGGAUGGGUCUCCUGUGACAUUAAGCUUCUGGGAGCCAGAGGAACCCAAUAACAUCCAAGAAGAGGACUGCGCUAGCAUGAACAAAGACGGCACCUGGAAUGAUCUCUCUUGCCACAAAUCUACAUAUUGGAUUUGCGAGCGGAAGUGUUCCUGUUGAAGCUCAGGGCUGAGGCUGGGGGUUCAUAUUCGAGCGUCCCUCACUCUUCAAGAUGAGAAUCUUCUGACUUUUCACGGACGGCCUUGCCUCUUCAUGAAUGGACACAGAUGUGCCCCAGACAGGAUUGGCACCCUGGAUGCAGCAAGUUUCCAGGGAUGCAAGUCAGGCUGUUUCUAGAGUGAAGACUUGGGUUCCCCCCAGUAGAUGGUGAGCUGGGUGGGCACUCAGGGUUUGGGGGUGGGAGGUCUCCCAGUUCUAGGGUUGAAGGGAUCGUCACCAAGUUCCUGAUCAUGACUCUUGGGAAGUGGUACUAGCUCUGAGGACCCUGGGGCUGCUAUUGAACCUGGGAUGAAACAUUGUGGCACCUCUGCUGGGACUGGGCUCCCUUUUCUGCAGCCUCAAACUUCUGGAAUCAGGUGAUCCUCCCAUCUCAGCCUCCUGAGUUAGCUGGGACUAUACAUGUGCACCACCAUGCCUGGCUAACUUUUUGUAGUGUUUAAAGA
Molecule: messenger RNA, 1723 nt
Organism: Sapajus apella (tufted capuchin)
Lineage: Eukaryota; Metazoa; Chordata; Mammalia; Primates; Cebidae
Gene: CLEC17A
Product: C-type lectin domain containing 17A
Exons: 13
Coding region: 123-1220 (365 amino acids)
Cellular component (GO): plasma membrane
Molecular function (GO): transmembrane signaling receptor activity
Source: RefSeq, a predicted model, not a curated record